This is a messenger RNA of Strigops habroptila (Kakapo), 4283 nucleotides long. RefSeq names its product ethanolamine-phosphate phospho-lyase (gene ETNPPL). Lineage: Eukaryota; Metazoa; Chordata; Aves; Psittaciformes; Psittacidae. Bases 54 to 1559 code for a protein of 501 amino acids. Gene Ontology annotation, cellular component: mitochondrion. The record is from RefSeq and is a predicted model, not a curated record. The transcript is spliced from 13 exons. Gene Ontology annotation, molecular function: ethanolamine-phosphate phospho-lyase activity; transaminase activity; pyridoxal phosphate binding.
CCGUGCCGUGUUGUUCCGCGCUGUGUCGUGUCGUGCCGUGCCGUGCCGGCGGGAUGGAGGAGCGCUACAGCAAGGCUGAGACCCUCGCCCUGCGGAGGAAGCACAUCGGGCCUUCCUGCAAAGUUUUCUUUGCCAAGGACCCUCUGAAGAUAGUGCGUGCUCAGGGCCAAUAUAUGUUUGAUGAGAAAGGAGAAAAAUACUUAGACUGUAUCAACAAUGUUGCACAUGUUGGCCACAGUCAUCCAUACGUGACAAAGGCUGCAACAAAACAGAUGGAACUGCUCAAUACAAAUUCCCGGUUCCUGCAUGACAACCUUGUUCAGUAUGCACAGCGUCUUACAGCCACCCUGCCUGAGAAACUUUCCGUUUGCUAUUUUGUUAAUUCUGGGUCUGAAGCAAAUGAUCUUGCUUUGCGACUGGCUCGGCAGUACCAUGGGCACCAAGAUGUGAUCACCCUUGAAAAUGCUUACCAUGGCCAUAUUACAUCUCUGAUUGACAUCAGUCCCUAUAAAUUUAAUCAGCUGGGAAAGGACAGCAAGAAGGAGUUUGUGCAUGUGGCUCCUUCUCCAGAUAUCUACAGAGGGAAAUAUAAAGAAGACCACCCAGAUCCAGCAAGUGCUUAUGCUGAAGAGGUGAAAAAGAUUAUUGAAGAAACACAGAAGAAUGGACGUAAGAUUGCUGCCUUUAUAGCUGAAUCCAUGCAGAGCUGUGGAGGCCAAGUAAUUCCACCUGUGGGCUAUUUCCAGAAAGUGGCAGAGUAUGUGCGUGCGGUAGGUGGAGUGUUCAUAGCUGAUGAAGUCCAAGUUGGCUUUGGCAGAGUUGGGAAGCAUUUUUGGGCAUUCCAGCUGCAAGGUGAAGACUUUGUGCCUGACAUUGUCACCAUGGGAAAACCCAUUGGCAAUGGCCACCCUAUGUCUUGUGUGGUCACAACAAGGGAAAUCGCUGAAAGUUUUGGUGCUUCGGGGAUGGAGUAUUUCAAUACAUUUGGAGGCAAUCCAGUGUCUUGUGCUAUUGGUUUGGCUGUGCUGGAGGUAAUAGAACAAGAAGAUCUUCAAGGAAAUGCUACACGUGUAGGAAAUUAUCUCCUGGAGUUGCUGGCUGAGCAAAAGGAGAAACAUCCCUUAGUGGGAGAUAUUAGGGGUGUUGGAUUGUUUGUUGGAGUGGAUCUGGUGAAAGAUCAACGAAAGAGAACACCAGCCACAGCUGAAGCCCUUCACCUUAUUUACAAGCUGAAGGAGCAUCAAAUCCUUCUUAGUGCAGAUGGACCCCACAGAAAUGUACUAAAAUUUAAACCACCAAUGUGUUUCACAAUGGAAGAUGCAAAACACGUAGUGGAGACAAUUGAUGCACUUCUCACAGAAAUUGAAGAGGCCACUGGAAUGAAGACAGAAAAUAAUGCAUCUGCAAAUGCACAGUAUAAAAGAAAAACAAUGGAAGGGAGCUCUCAAUCGGAAGGUUCAAAUGAAAGCAUCAGCCAUAUCAAUGGAGCUGCCUGCAGACAAGAAAAUGGGCUUUACUCUAAAAAAUGCUCACUGACAAGUGAAACAAUAAGAACAUGAAGAAGGAAAGUUUCCUCAUUCAGUUUGAAUUUGUAUCCGGAUUGCUUUCAAGAAGAAGAGUGCAACAGUCCUGUGAUCUGUUUGAAGCCUAGUCCUGCCUUCCAUAAGCUGAUUGAAUUCCUGUUAGCUUCAGUAGGAGUUUAAAAUACCUUUUCAGAUACAUGAGCGGCAACUGCACCAUGUGGCUUGAAAUCUAGAUGUGACAGAAUGGACAAGUGAUACAUAAAUACCUUGGUGCUGAUGGCAGAUUUGACAUAGGUACACAAACUCAGUGAAAUCUGUGCAUUUACCUGUAUUACACAGAAUCUGAAUUGCUUAACCACCUUACAAGCAAAUGCCAAUCCUAUUAAGUUUAAAAUUAUCUGCUUAACAUGCUAUUUUAACAAUAUUUUAAAUUUCAAUAUUUAAUAUUGAGAUGUUAAUUACUUCCCAUGUUUUAAUGGCUGAAUUCACAAAACAAUGCUUGAGAGAGAAAUCGUUAUUAUCUUCCAGUGUAACUUAGGUCCUAUGGACCAUAUUCCCAGCUAAUGUAAAUUGGUGUAGCUUUGUUAAUGUCAACGAUGUUCUAUCAAGAGUCUACCACUGUGUGUGUAGAGACAUGUUGUUUAUGCAGAGCAUUCUCACUUUAUGUUCAAAGAAAAUGGUGAUUCUGGAUCCUAAUUUUCUAUGGAUAAAGCAACUUUUAUAGAUAACUAUUUAUAGAGAGUAAUAUUUUAUCUUUUUUUUUCUUUUUUUUACCCAAAAUUUUAUAUCUUCCCUUUCAGUCCAAAAAAUAUGCAAAUAGAAUAUAUGUCAUUUCAGACACACUGAUAGAUUGAAUUUAACCUGAGGGUCUCUCAAAAUGAGGUUCCCGCGAACAGCCCAGGUUGUAUUCCCAUGGAUUUUAGUUGUUUUGAUCCAGUUGUAGCAGUGCUGUUACUUUUUGUCAGUGGUGAUGAAGAGUCACAUACCAGUUGCAUGGGAUCCUGACACGUAAAUAGCUAUGUUAACAUUUGACAGAUUACUAAAAUGAGAGGACCACUGCAUAAGACAUGCAUGCAACCACUGACUAACUGUGCUGCAGAUAUUUUAGACUUGACUUGUCAGUGUUAAAUUUCAACAAAAGCACAGAAGCCCUGCUUCUCUUUAAUACAUGUAAAACUCCAUGCUAUAGAAGAUACUGGGGGCUUUACAAAUGGUUUGUACUUCAGAAAGAAAGGACAAAGUAUAUUUAUUUCCUCUUAAAUUUUAAUACUCUGAGUUCUGCUUUUUUGUAAUUGCUGCUAAUGACCCUACUGAUAUGUCUGAAAAUUGAGCACCUUAUCUAAUUUCGUGUUUUCCUCAGUUUGCUGUAUUAAUAUUGAUGUUUCUAGUGUAACAUCUUCCAAUAUCUUCAAGCUGGCUUAUUUUCUGUUUCAUGAUCCUUGAAUAAUUCUUCCAUAAAAUAAAUCUCUUACAAAUUAUUUGUAAUUAUGAUGUCCUCCACAAAGAGGUUUUUUGUUUUAAUUUUAUUCUUCAGUAACACCUAUUUGAUGAGGGAAGUAACUUCAGUUUUGGCUGGGGGUUGUCUCCAUGCCAAAGCAGAACUGUGUUUUCCUGAGGCCCUGCGUGGCUCUCAGCUGCUGGCAGCUCUUCACUUCUAAGCCAGAUGCUACCUCAGCUGCCUCAAUUCAGCUCCUGCUAACCCUGCACCAGGAAGGAGGCCACAGGUCUUUCAGAACAUGAAAAUACGCAAAGACCUUAAGUCAAACUAAUUUGGUGUGCAUCCAAAGGCGCGGUUUAGGUCAGUCCCUGUAUGGAGUGCAGCUGCUUAUGUAUUAUACCUCAUCCAUUGCAUGCAGCAGCAGCAGCACUUCCCAGCAAGCAAAUGCUUGUACAAUUUAUUGAAAGGGUUAAGCUCAAAGGCACAGAGAUCACCAGUCUAUACUACGGGCACUGGCUGUUGUGGCAGGUCAUUAAGUUUCAAAAGGAUGUCAAAGAAAGAACAACAACAAAAAAAAUAUAUCCAAUUAGCCUAAAUCUGAGGGGAGGUGAAGAUUAAAACUUCAUAAACACAAGGAGCCUGUACCUCUACCUCUACUCUGUCUUGCUUCUGCACACACUUGAAAUAAACGGACAACGAUUCCCCCAAUUUACUAGUGUUUUUCACCCAGUUUCUGCUUCACAAGUGAGGAAGCUCUCUAGCUAUUGGUUCUGCUCAUGAUGCAAGAUGCAAGUUACCUAGAGCAACUAAGUCUUCUAUUUUCUUUAAACAAGAGAAGCUGUCACUUCGAUGAAGCACAUGAAAAAAAAACCAAACACUGUCAUUUAAAUGAAGGAAUCAAUCCAGCAGUAACCAGGAGUUGAGCUGGAUCUACUAGAAUUGCUAUUAUUAUAUCAUUGUUAAUGUUCCUGCAGUAUCUCAUAGUCCACCUGCAAGAUACUGUGAAGGGCUUACUAAUUAAACGACUAAAGAAUGGGAGAGUGGAAGCAGAAAUAAUUAAGGCUAAACACAGAGAAAGUAGUUCCAGUCAGCUGAACUGAUCAAAUAUAUUCCCUCCACUGAACAGGUAAGGCUUUUUUCCCCCUUUCCGACUGUUUCCCUUUUUCUUCUUUCUACCUCUCCUGUCCUGCCUGUGUAAUUCUUGGCUAUAGCCGUAUGGUUCAACCUCCACCCUGGCCCUUACAUUCAUCAGAUGUCUCUGUAAGCCAGUUCAACUCACUAACCUUGCAAAAAAAAAUAAAACCAUCCUUUUUUCCCCGUCA